AUUUAUAUUGGGCUGCAAGAUUCUUCCUUCUGAGAAAACAAUCUCCUUUAGCCACCUUAUCUCUCUAUCUAUCUUCGGUGUCUCCUCUCUCUCUCUCUCUCUCUUUCUCAUGCUUUCCUCUUGAAAAACCAGAACUUUUGGGUUUUCCUGAAGGGUUAGAGAGCUAUAAAGAGAGGGUAGGGAUAUUAAGAAACAAAAAGCGAAAGAGAGAGAGAAUCAUGGAAGCUGUGUUACAAACCAAAGGGCUUCUAUCACUACCACCAAACCCCAAAACCAGAGCUUCUUUAUACCCAUCACAGGGCUUAAAGCAGAGACUUUUUGCUUCAAAAACCAACGCCCUUUCUGGGUUUUCUUUAUCUUCAAAUGGGUUUCCAAGAUUUCCAGCUGUCGUGUCAAAACCAAAAGGAUUUCCUUCAAAAGAUAGAAACUUUCAUAUUUGCAAAGCAGAAGCUGCUGCCGCCGCUGAUGGGCAACCUUUAUUUGGUGAAACUGAAAAGCCUAAACUUUUGGGUAUUGGAGUUGAAACUCUUAAAAAAAUAAUCCCACUUGGGUUAAUGUUCUUUUGUAUUCUUUUCAAUUACACAAUCCUUAGAGAUACAAAGGAUGUGUUGGUUGUGACAGCUAAAGGGAGUAGUGCAGAGAUUAUACCAUUUCUAAAAACUUGGGUUAAUUUGCCCAUGGCUAUUGGGUUUAUGUUGUUAUAUACUCAAUUGGCUAAUGUUUUGUCUAAGCAGGCGCUAUUUUAUACUGUAAUUGUUCCUUUUAUUGCUUUCUUUGGUGCUUUUGGGUUCCUUUUGUAUCCUCUCAGCAAUCAUAUCCAUCCUCAAGCUUUUGCUGAUAAGCUUCUGAAUAUACUUGGACCAAGGUUUCUUGGUCCUAUUGCAAUUAUGAGGAUUUGGACCUUCUGUUUAUUCUAUGUUAUGGCUGAAUUGUGGGGAAGUGUAGUGAUAUCAGUGCUCUUCUGGGGAUUUGCCAAUCAGAUAACCACAGUAGAAGAAGCAAAAAGAUUCUACCCUUUGUUUGGACUUGGGGCAAAUAUUGCUCUAAUUUUCUCAGGCCGAACAGUGAAGUAUUUCUCUAAUUUGAGAAAAAAUUUGGGUCCUGGAGUUGAUGGUUGGGCCGUCUCUCUCAAGGGAAUGAUGAGCAUUGUCGUAGUGAUGGGACUUGCAAUCUGUUUCCUUUACUGGUGGGUGAAUAGGUCUGUUGCUCUUCCAACCCGUAGCAAGAAGAAGAAGGAAAAGCCAAAGAUGGGUACAAUGGAGAGCUUGAAAUUCUUGGUGUCUUCAAAAUACAUUAGAGAUCUUGCCACUUUGGUGGUUGCAUAUGGUAUUAGCAUCAACCUGGUUGAGGUUACCUGGAAAUCAAAGCUCAAAGCACAGUUCCCUAGCCCGAAUGAGUAUUCUUCCUUUAUGGGCGACUUUUCAACUGCCACUGGAAUAGCAACAUUCACGAUGAUGCUCCUUAGCCAAUACAUUUUUGACAAAUAUGGAUGGGGAGCUGCAGCUAAAAUCACACCUACAGUCCUGCUUCUCACCGGAGUGGGUUUCUUCUCUUUAAUUUUAUUUGGAGGUCCUAUUGCACCUGCUCUCGCACAGUUUGGGAUGACGCCUCUUCUUGCUGCUGUAUAUGUGGGUGCCAUGCAAAACAUUUUCAGCAAGAGUGCCAAGUACAGUUUGUUUGACCCUUGCAAAGAAAUGGCCUAUAUUCCGUUGGAUGAGGAGACCAAGGUUAAAGGGAAGGCAGCCAUUGAUGUCGUCUGCAAUCCAUUGGGCAAGUCCGGAGGAGCUUUGAUUCAGCAAUUUAUGAUCUUGAGCUUUGGGUCACUUGCUAAUUCAACUCCUUACCUUGGAGGAACCCUUCUAGUGAUUGUGCUUUUAUGGUUAGGUGCAGCCAGGUCUCUGGAUACUCAGUUUACUGCCCUGCGCCGCGAAGAAGAGCUCGAGAAGGAAAUGGAAAGAGCAGCUGUCAAGAUCCCAGUUGUGUCUCAAGAAGGUGGAAAUGGUUCACUUCCAAGCGGUUCUGCACUCAACCCAGCAACAGGUGACGCAACGAGCUCAUCUGAAACUACUCCCGGCAAGGUUUAGAAUAGUAAGAUGUUUCUUCCAUCAUUAAACUGUGGCAUACUGGAAGAAUAAGUCGACCAAAUGAGAAGCAUCUUUAGGUGAAUUGUCGAUUGUAGGAUUUUAUUUAUAGAAAGUAAUAAUAGCUAAAAGUGGUAUGCAAUCUGCUGUUCUUUUAAGUCCACUUUUUCUUGAGAAUGGGCUUACUCUUUUUAAUUUAUCUCGAGUUCCUUUGCCUGUAAAACUAAUAUGGACAGAUAUAUGAGUAGAAAUCCGUUCUUUCAAUUAAUAA
Ricinus communis (castor bean) is the source of this 2352-nucleotide messenger RNA. RefSeq names its product plastidic ATP/ADP-transporter. Bases 219 to 2084 code for a protein of 621 amino acids. The record is from RefSeq and is a predicted model, not a curated record. Gene Ontology annotation, biological process: nucleotide transport. Gene Ontology annotation, molecular function: ATP:ADP antiporter activity. Lineage: Eukaryota; Viridiplantae; Streptophyta; Magnoliopsida; Malpighiales; Euphorbiaceae. The transcript has 5 exons. Gene Ontology annotation, cellular component: membrane.